Poeciliopsis prolifica (blackstripe livebearer) is the source of this 5580-nucleotide messenger RNA. RefSeq lists its product as uncharacterized. The transcript has 6 exons. Gene Ontology annotation, cellular component: membrane. The record is from RefSeq and is a predicted model, not a curated record. Gene Ontology annotation, biological process: G protein-coupled receptor signaling pathway; immune response. Bases 76 to 2628 code for a protein of 850 amino acids. Lineage: Eukaryota; Metazoa; Chordata; Actinopteri; Cyprinodontiformes; Poeciliidae. Gene Ontology annotation, molecular function: G protein-coupled receptor activity.
AUUCGGUGUGUUGCCAAGCAACGAAAGAUUCAAGGGUGAGGGAAAAUAACCGGACUAUUUCGAUUCCCUUGCAGCAUGAGCCACGAAUGUGGCAGGUCUUCAUCAGAAAAAAAUUACUUAUACAACAAUCAGUCAAAAGCAACAGAUAAAAAGUGUUGUGCCACCGCACUGACUGGGGACUCAAAAUAUUCUAACCAUGAAAGAGACAAGCGGCACAAAACAAAACGCCUUAGGACCCGCAAGGAGAGAUGUCAGAUGAGAGCUGACAGGAGAGACACCUCAAAACACAAGUCACACCACCAUCACUGUUUUUCCCAAAGCAAGAAAAAAAAUCCAUUUUACUCAAACAAUCACCACAGUUGUCAUUCAGCCACAAGGAAGAACACACAAAUUUUAAGCACUGUUUCACAGGAGCCGAGUAUCAUCACAGAAAGCCGCCUCUUAGGACAUCAUGGUCUCUUCAACCAUGAGGUGAAGUCCAUCAAUAUUGAACGUGUGCUAAGUGAGCAGAGUAAACUUGAACAAAGUGAGGAAAAAACAAAUGACAACAAUAACACCCCCUAUUUAUCAUCAACACCUCAUAAUCCCAUUGUGCUCUCCAGUUAUGGUUUGCUGGGUGCUGACACUGAUGUACCAGAUAAAAAGAAAGCAAAGACUGGUUCUAAGACCAAUGAUGACUCCCAAGAUAUUGAAAUGACAAACCUGCAGUUCAGCAAUCCAGGGGCAGAUAUCACAUCCAGUCAGAGACUUCAUCAGCAACUUCCCUCUUCUUGUGAAAGUUUGAAAAGCACCAACCAAUCUAAAAGCCGCUUCAAAACAACAAAGACCAAACACACAGAGAGUUGUAUGUCUGGAAUGGACAAAGCCUUACAUCCAAAGCCUCUUGAUACUAAAGAUAAAAUCAAGACUGUGAACAAGACAAUAAAUGAAGACCAGGACUCUUCAUCUCAAACAGAUUAUCUAGUAUCAAGUCCACUGCAUGUUACCUCAGUCUCUGCUGACAACUUUGACCAACAGAACUUACACCAAGAUCCAAACAACGUAUGGAAGACCACACAUGAAGUGGCAGAACUUUUGAGUGAAUGGCUGCAUCUUCCAGUUCCAAACAGGAGAAACUUAUCGUCAAAAACCAGGGAGGUGUUACUAAAAACCCUGCAAGAAAGACAUGGGCCCCACCUUCAGGCCAACCUCCAGGAGAUGCAGCGAUCGCUUAGAUUUCAUAAAGAUCCUUCACAGGUCUCAAAUGAGCAAGAACAGAUGAUUAGGGAUGACAUGCUUUUUCCUACAGAUGCAUCUGUGAAAACCACAGGAAGUGAACAUUUAUGCUGGACAUCCAGCCCUCAGACAUGCAACACUCUACAACAGAUUACUGAAGAGUUUGCAAACCCUGUGGACACCUUCGUCAAACCCUUGGAUGAAACCUUUAAACCUGGUUCCUUUCCCUUUCUUCAAAUGGACUUUGAGCCUUCUGGAACCUCACUUACAAUGGUCAUUUUGGAUGGAGUGUUUAACCAGUCUUCUUAUGACUAUGACAAUGACUACGAAAUUAAAGAUGAAGAUGAAGAUGUUGAUGUCCAUAAGGCAGUGUGGAUCCCAAUUCUGUUCUCCAUAUUGGUGAUCGUCGGGCUGCUGGGGAAUGGACUUCUCCUGGCAGUCCUGGCUCAGAAGAGGCGACCCUGGAGAAUAUCGGACAGCUUUAUUCUCCAGCUAGGGGUGGUGGAUAUCCUGCUGUUGCUCACCCUGCCCGUCCAUGCUGCCCAGGCCACUCAAAGCUGUGGAUGGUGCUCACAGAUUGUCCUCAUGGUCUGUGGAGCUUUUUUUAAGAUCAACCUAUAUGUGGGGGGAUUUCUUCUGGUUUGCAUCUGCCUGGAUCUCUACUUCUCCUCCACACAUACUGGCUGGUAUAGAAACCACAGAACCAGCUUGGUAAUCCUUGGCUGUCUGCUGGUGUGGCUCAUUUCUAUCAGCCUUAGUGUCCUGGAUGGGAUUUUUCUUGUCAAUACCGAGUCAUUGCCAGGAAAAGCCCUCUCUGCUCAUCCUCACCUCAAAACUAAAGUUGACUGGCAGCUAAUCUCACGUGUGCUCCACCUCGGAGUUGGCUUCUGGAUCCCGGCACUUAUCCAAAUUGUGUUCUGUUCCCACAUCAUGAUACAAUGCAAAUCCAACCGCCAGAUCAAGAUAAGAUCUGUUCUGCUUAUCCUGUCUCUGGUAGGAGCUUCCCUGCUCUGCUGGAUCCCAUACAACAUCACCCUUAUAAUAGACACCAUCUGCUACACAAAAACGUUUCUCACAAGCGUUUUUGUAGAUCCUAUUAAUUCUUUAAAAGCAGCCGUGAAAGCCACCUCAGCUGUAAGCUGCAUCAGUGCCUGCGUCAGGCCUCCUUUAUAUUUUUUGUUUUGUGGAAAUUUCCGGAAACCAGUAUUCAGCAUCCUUACAUGUGCAAAGGUGGACUGCAAGAGCUCACUGUGGGAGCUGGGUGUGGAGGCGCCACAUGACCAGUGUCACUCAGAGGAAGAGAUGAAACAGAUGACAAAAAAAACUGGUAAUGAUCGACAAAAAUACGCCGGAGUGACUCAGACAUCACCUGAAGGACGUCCUGCUCAGAAAGGGGAAGUUUUAAAGCCGUAAGACUUCUGUGGGAAUGUGGAAAGUUCAUGUAAAUUAUUUUAAGAAUAAAAGGGAAAAGACCCAAAUUGUGUAAUGUGAAAGUUUCCAAGCCUCAUCAUGGUCACAGGAAUAUUUCACAUUCUUGCUCCACAAUCUAAGCUUGCCAUUUUUACUUAAAAAGUAUUGAGAUCUUUUUAUAUUUAUAUAUAUACAUAUACAAGUAUAUAUAAUAUAUUGUUAUGGUUGUGUUUCAUAUUAAUGGAAUACAGUCAUAUGAAAAAGUUUGGGCACCCCUAUCAAUCUAAAUUAUUUUCAUUUCUAAAUAUUUGGAUGUUUGCAAUAACUAUUUCAGUUUGAUAUAACUUAUGGACACAGUAACAUUUCAAUAUUGAAAUGAGGUUUAUUGGACUAAAAGAAAAUGUGCAGUACACAUAAACACAAAAUUUGACAGGUGCAAAAAUAUGGGCACCUAAACAGAAAAGCGACAUUAAUAUUUAGUAGAUCCUCCUUUUGCAACAAUAACAGCCUCUAGUCACUUCCGGUAGCUUCUAAUGAGUUCCUGGAUCCUGGAUGAAGGUAUUUUUGACCAUUCUUUGCAAAACAAUUCCAGUUCAGUUAAGUUUGAUGGUCGCCGAGCAUGGACAGCCCGCUUCAAUUCAUCCCACAGAUGUUCAAUAAUAUUCAGGUCUGGGGAUUGGGUUGGCCGUUCCAGAACAUUAUAAUUGUUCCUCUGCAUGAAUGCCUGAGUAGAUUUGGAGCGGUGUUUUGGAUCAUUGUCUUGCUGAAAUAUUCAUCCCCGACGUAGCUUCAACUUCAUAACUGAUUCUUGAACAUUAGUCUCAAGAAUCUGUUGAUAUUGAGUGGAAUCCAUGCGACCCUCAACUUUAACAAUAUUCCCAGUACCAGCAUUGGCCACACAGCCCCAAAGUAUGAUGGAACCUCCACCAAAUUUCAAAGUGGGUAGCAAGUGUUUUUCUUGGAACGCUGUGUUUUUUUGCCGCCAUGUAUAACGUCUUUUUUAUGACCAAACAACUCAAUCUUUGUUUCAUCAGUCCACAGGACCUUAUUCCAAAAUAAGCUGGCUUGUCCAAAUGUGCUUUUGCAGACCUCAAGUGACUCCGUUUGUGGCGUGCUUGCAGAAAAGGCUUCCGUCGCAUCACUCUCCCAUACAGCUUCUCUUUGUGCAAAGUGCGCUGAAUUGUUGAACAAUGCACAGUUACACCAUCUGCAGCAAGAUGAUGCUGCAUGUCUUUGGAGGUGGUCUGUGGGUUGUCCUUCACAGUUCUCACCAUUCUUAUUCUCUGCCUCUCUGAUAUUUUUAUUGGCCUGCCACUUCUGGGUGUAACAUGUACUGUCUCUGUGGUCUUCCAUUUCCUUACUAUGUUCCUCACAGUGGAAACUGACAGUUUGAAUCUCUGAGAUAACUUUUUGUAUCCUUCCCCUAAACAACUGUGUUGAACAGUCUUUGUUUUUAGAUCAUUUGAGAGUUGUUUUGAUGUGCCCAUGAUGCCACUGUUCAUAGGAGAUCCAGACUGGAGAACAACUUGCAAUCGGCCACCUUAAAUACCUUUUCUCAUGAUUGGAUACACCUGGCUAUGAAGUUCAAAGCUUAAUGAGGUUGCCAAACCAAUAUUUUGUUUCAGUAAGUCAGUGAAAAGUAGUUUGGAGUAUUCAAAUCAAUUAAAUGAAAAGGGUACCCAAAUUUUUGCACCUGUCAAAUUUUGUUUUUAUGCAUAUUGCCCAUUUUCUAUUAGUACAAUAAACCUCAUUUCAGUACUGAAAUAUAACUGUGUGCAUCACUUAUUAGAUAUAUCAAACUGAGAUAGCUGUUGCAAACACCCAAAUAUUUAGAAAUAAAAAUAAUAAAGAUUAAUGGGGGUGCCCAAACUUUUUCAUAUGACUGUAUAUGUUAUUUUACAUGUACCAAGUACGUAGAAGUGUCACAUUACACAUUUUAACUGAUAACAGUUGCAAUCAUAAAUAUUCAACCUCUAUUGCAACACACUAUAGUAAUGUGUUUGAAGAAAACUGACAAUAAGUGUCAAAUUAUGUUUUUAUAUACGUUAGUUUGACCUUCAAAGUUCAAAUGGAAAUUGUGUUUGAUCAUGCUUCUCUGUGCUGCUCCUGCCUUGUUUAUGUUUGAACAAUUUUAAUCUUUUGUCAAAGACCACUCAAAUAUGAGGUUUGUUUCUAAAUAAGCUGUGAUUGAAUCAGAGUAGUACUUCUGGUCAAUAGCUUGCUGGAGAGUUCAAUGAUAAGAAGGUUAGAUUUUUCAACAGAUAGCAACAUGUUCCUUUUUCUAAUGGCCUGCAUGGUGUUUGUUAAAAUCCACGAGGCCAGCCACAUGAUCAAGAUUGCAAUUGGAUUUUAUGUUUUUAGGAGAAAUUCUUAUCCUUAAGGUACUUUGGGUGUUGGCUUUUUAUUUGUUUCUUUUAAUCUUUUCCAUAAUUCCAAAGCAACACAUUUAUUUUGCAUCACAGAAAAAAGUAAAUGAGGGUUGAAUGAAGAGUUUCCAGACGAUUGAUAAUGUUUUACCUCCACUUAAGACCAUAAAAACAGUCAGUCAGAUUUAAAAACAUUUGGUGAGAGUUGAGUCUUUGGCAUGGCUAUCCUAGCUAACACAGAAGUACUUAAUCAAGCUUUUUUGUGAUAAUUUUUUGUAUCAUUCAACUCAUAAAAUAGAAAUUGAAACAAAAUGUUGCUCUUUGCAACAUUUUGCAAAGAGCAAAAUGUUGCAAACCUUAAAGAUUUUAAGGUCUUGAAGAGACCUUAAAAUCUUUAUAUUUCAAAUACUUCUGAUUCCAACAUGUGUGACAAUUAGAGCCAGAUGCUAUAAGCUCUCUUUUUUUUCAGUGUCAUUUCUUCAUCAAGUGUAUAAAGUUGCAUUUUAUCCCUGUACAGUUAAAGAACUUCAGCAGUUGUAUUCAGAAGGUAUACAGUUACACCCAAUAAACUGUUUCUUUUUCUGUUUUA